Messenger RNA from Penicillium verhagenii, 1470 nucleotides. Its product is annotated as RCC1 domain-containing protein. The record is from RefSeq and is a predicted model, not a curated record. The coding region runs from base 1 to 1470 and encodes 489 amino acids. Gene Ontology annotation, molecular function: guanyl-nucleotide exchange factor activity. Lineage: Eukaryota; Fungi; Ascomycota; Eurotiomycetes; Eurotiales; Aspergillaceae. The transcript has 3 exons. Gene Ontology annotation, cellular component: cytoplasm.
AUGCCUUCUAAGCGCCAGCCCAAUUCUACCGGGAAAGACCAAUAUAUAGAAAGUACUUAUUCGACGGAGGUAGUCGUUGGGCGAAAACCAAAAGAUGGAAGGAAUGCAAAAUCCACGAAAACAGCUGAGAAGAACUCUAAGGGUCGAAAAGAUUCGGUGACUCAAAAUGACCCAUCCAGUCCAUUACUUGAUGUCUACGUCUGCGGAAGCAACUGCUACGGUGAACUUGGUCUAGGAGAUUUGACAAAGAAGUCAGAAUUGCCGCGCCCUGUACUCAACCAAAAAUUCGAUGCACAAGUUACUAAAGUCAUCCAUGUUACUGCCGGAGGUGUCCACUGUGCGGCCCUUACUCGUGACAACCAGAUCUUGACUUGGGGCGUCAACGACGAAGGUGCCUUGGGAAGAGAUACAAAGGAAGAUAAAACCGCAGAUAGCAACAGAGGCAACACCUCAUCUGGUGAUGAGAGCGAUGAUGAGAUUACUCAAAAUCUAAAAGAAGCCACCCCGUUACCUGUCGAUCGGUCGUUUUUUCCAAAGGGCACUGUUUUUUCCCAGCUUGCUGCCUCGGACAGCGCGACUUUUGUUUUGUCCACAGAGGGCCUCGUGUAUGGGUGGGGAACAUUCCGGGGUGCAAACGGAGGCAUUGGAUUCUCUCCUGGAAGCAAAAAAGAGCAAAUGACGCCUAUUCUGAUUCCUGGUGUCCAUGAUGUUAACAAAAUUGUUGCUGGUGCCCAACAUAUACUAGCACUGACAGCAAAAGGCACUGUUUUUAGUUGGGGCUGUGAUGAACAACAUCAACUUGGGAGGCGCCGUGCAAGUCGCCAUCAUAAAUCCCAUCAUCUUGUCCCAGAUUUAUGCGCUCUCCCAACUGGAGUCCGAGAUAUUGGAGUGGGACAAUAUCACUCUUUCGCGAUCCAUACCAAGGGUCAUGUAUACGCAUGGGGCUCCAACAAUUUUGCCCAAACGGGCGUUGCAACGAGUGCGGGACUGAACGAUGCCAUCGUAGUCUAUCCCAAUAAAGUCCCUAACUUACAGAAACAUGCUUCGCUCGUCUCGAUUUUUGGCGGAAAAGACCAUAGUAUGGCCAUCACUGAGCUCGGCGAAUGCCUGAUUUGGGGUCGCAUUGACAACAAGGCCCUCGGCAUUGCAGUCGAAGAUAUGCCCGAAGCAGACAUUAUCUAUGAUAAAUAUGGCAAACCAAGAAUAUUGAAAAACCCCAAUCUCCUGACCGGCGUUAGGGGGAAAAUAGUCUUUGGGACAGCUGGAACGGACCACUCCUUUGUGAUUACGGAAUCUGGGAAGGCCUAUAGCUGGGGUUUCAAUGCCCAAAGUCAGGCUGGUCAGCCCGGUUUGGAUGAGGUUGAAAGGCCCACCCUUCUUCACAGCAAAUAUCUCGAGGGGAAAAAACUAGUUUCAGCGACUGCGGGUGGUCAAUUUAGCAUCAUUCUUGGUGAUGCUUCGUGCAAUUGA